UUUCUGUGAAGGCGGGUAGUUUUGCAGAACCAAAAACCAAGCGCGACCCGACCCGCCAGCUUGAUCGAAUCCACGCGCGGCGGCGGAUUCGACCUGCAGCAAACGGAGAAAAAUUGUGGUCCACCGUGUACGAUAACGGUUUAAAGCUGCGUUCGGACGAGACCGUGCCGGGCUUUAGCUCGGCCUCGCCCUGGCCCACGCUCGAGCUGGAAUGGGGCCGGAAGCUCUAUCCGUCCUCGGUGCCGCGCGGUGCCGGUGGCAUGAUGUUCGGCCUGCCACCGACCGGGGCAGACAUGAAUCAGCCCCGCGGCCCGAUGACAUCGCUCAAGGAGGAACCGCUCGGGGCCCGCGCCUGGAUGCAGCCGGCCGUCGAUCAGGCAAACUUGGGCAUUGGACGGGCACACUUUGAGAAGCAGCCGCCAAGCAAUCUGCGAAAGUCGAACUUCUUCCACUUCGUGGUCGCCCUGUACGAUCGUGCCGGCCAGCCCAUCGAAAUCGAGCGGACCGCUUUCAUCGGCUUCAUCGAGAAGGAUCAGGAACCGGAUGGCCAGAAGACGAACAACGGCAUCCAGUACCGGUUGCAGCUGCUCUACGCUAAUGGUGCCCGCCAGGAACAGGACAUCUUCGUGCGACUGAUCGACUCGGUUACGAAACAGGCAAUCGUGUACGAAGGACAGGACAAGAACCCGGAGAUGUGUCGAGUACUGCUGACGCACGAGGUCAUGUGCAGCCGAUGCUGCGACAAGAAGAGCUGCGGCAAUCGCAACGAAACGCCAUCAGAUCCUGUGAUUAUCGAUCGAUUUUUCCUUAAAUUUUUCCUCAAGUGCAACCAAAACUGUCUGAAGAAUGCGGGCAACCCAAGGGAUAUGCGACGAUUUCAACAGGUAGUGAUAGCAACUCAGGUGGCGGUGGACGGGCCGCUGCUGGCCAUCUCGGACAACAUGUUCGUCCACAACAACAGCAAGCACGGGCGCCGGGCGAAGCGGCUCGAUCCCGAAGGUACAGCCAAUUCUCCGUUGGCAAUGUCGGGCCACCAUCUGGCCCCGGACAGUACGUACGACGGCAUCUAUCCACCACUGCCAAUGGCUACACCUUGCAUCAAGGCCAUCUCACCGAGCGAAGGUUGGACUACGGGUGGAGCUCAGGUUAUUAUCGUCGGUGAUAAUUUCUUCGACGGGCUACAGGUAGUGUUCGGCACCAUGCUGGUCUGGAGUGAGCUUAUCACAUCGCACGCUAUUCGUGUGCAGACGCCACCCCGACACAUACCGGGCGUCGUCGAGGUGACACUCUCGUACAAGAGCAAACAGUUCUGCAAAGGAUCGCCCGGACGAUUCGUUUAUGUCUCACUCAGUGAACCGACGAUCGAUUACGGAUUUCAGCGACUUCAGAAGUUGAUCCCCCGCCAUCCGGGUGAUCCGGAGAAGCUGCCAAAGGAAAUCAUUCUGAAGCGGGCGGCCGACCUGGCGGAAGCACUGUACUCGAUGCCACGCUCGCCGAAUGGUACGUCCGGCUUUAAUUCGUACAGCGGGCAGCUUGCCGUCAGCGUACAGGAUGGCACUGGCCAGUGGACUGAAGAUGAGUACACACGAGCCCAAAGCAGUAGCGUCAGUCCACGGGGUGGAUACUGUAGCAGCGCCUCGACACCACACUCAUCCGGUGGUGGAUCGUACGGCAGCAGCAAUGGGUAUGCCACCGCACCCAACAUGACCGGGUUGUCCUCCUCACCUGCGAGCGUCUUCAACUCGUCCACUAGAAUCAAUGGACUGAUGAGUGGUAGCAGCGGCUUUAGCCCCUACUCGAUGACAACCUGCGCUUCGCAGGGUUACACACCGAGCCCGCUGGCCGCAACGACCACGUCCAAAUGAGCGAACGAUGGCAGCGAGCUGCCGAACGAAACUGUCUGUUAAAUAGUGUUUUUGCUUGGAGAUUAUUUUGUAAAAAUAACGAUAGAAAUGUAUUAGCCUUUGAUUUGGUGUGUUUAUUAGAAAGGUCUACUUGCACAAGCGGUGCUCUCCUUUAAUCAGGUGCAAGAUAGUGUUGUGAUUAGUAUGCUACUAACUACUACUAGCAAUGUUUGCACCGCAAUUUUUUUUAUUUUUUAUUUUUUUUUUUUGUUAAAGUGCAAUAAUAUUUACAUUUAUACACACACAAACCCACACUUUUGAGCCAAAAUCGACACUUUGUGGUCAAUCACAGUGUCAGCAGUCCUUUGUCCCGUCUCUCUUUGUACAGUUUUUGUACAGUAUGUUUAAUUCAUUAGGCAUGUGAAAUACGGCAAAGGGGAAAGGGAGAAGAACAUACAUGGGGGACAAACGUGCAUAUUAAACAGAUAUACAUAUUUACGUACUUAAAGUAGUUAAUUUUUUGCCAAAACACACAGAGAUGGUAGCCGAGGUAAAUCGAGACUUUAAACCCCCCUUUUGCGACUUAUUUAAUUAUACACACUAACUAAUAACCGAAGAACCGGCGGACGGCUCGCGAGUCAUCGAACGUAGAAUUUUAAACACAUCCCCCCCCCCCCCCUUAAUCCUGGUAACGGAAAGAGGUAUUGAGACAGAGCGACAGAGAGGAAAUGUUUAGGGAAAACGUUUGGCUAUUUUGGAAGAGCAGAAAAAAGGGAAAACCCAGCAAUGAAAAACAAAACCGAAUCAAAAACCAAUCGAGUACAUAUCGAAAGCGACGAACAUGUAUUAGUAUCGAACGAAGCCCCGACUGCAGCCACGGUGGCUGCAGCCAGUUUGUGUACAGCUCCGACGAUUCAUCGAAUCAACAACAAUCAUAUCUCUAUGAAACUAAUCAUUUAAUGCAAGUAAAAAUUACUACAACAAAAAAUACACCCACACACCCGUGUACACAUUUUAAAGUGCAGCCCAAAUUUACCACUCAUUAAAAUCUAAAUGUUUGUACACAUUCAAAGAAAGCGACGACACACAACUACUUUAAUGCAAAAAAGCAUAAUACUCAUAGUAUAAAACAUUAG
Anopheles merus is the source of this 2980-nucleotide messenger RNA. RefSeq names its product transcription factor collier (gene kn). The record is from RefSeq and is a predicted model, not a curated record. Gene Ontology annotation, biological process: regulation of transcription by RNA polymerase II. The transcript has 13 exons. Gene Ontology annotation, molecular function: DNA-binding transcription factor activity, RNA polymerase II-specific; RNA polymerase II cis-regulatory region sequence-specific DNA binding. The coding region runs from base 261 to 1865 and encodes 534 amino acids. Lineage: Eukaryota; Metazoa; Arthropoda; Insecta; Diptera; Culicidae.